This is a messenger RNA of Empidonax traillii (willow flycatcher), 1224 nucleotides long. Its product is annotated as glycerol-3-phosphate acyltransferase 2, mitochondrial-like. The annotation marks the transcript as partial. The transcript has 10 exons. Gene Ontology annotation, cellular component: mitochondrial membrane. NCBI's taxonomy places the organism in Eukaryota, Metazoa, Chordata, Aves, Passeriformes, Tyrannidae. The record is from RefSeq and is a predicted model, not a curated record.
CUCUCGCAGGGAAUCGGGGCCCCCAGGGUGACGGUGGGCGCCUGGACCAGCCCUGGCCUCCGAUCCCUACUCCAAAGCCUGGGAGGGAUUUUCCUGCCUUCGGGAAUGGCACAGCCCAGGAGCAAGCAGGAUGAGGGGCUGCCGGGCGCUGUGCUGGAUGCGUACGUGCAGGAGGUGCUGCGGAGCCACCAGCCCCUGGUCAUCUUCCUGGAGGAGCCGCCGGGUUCGCUGCAGCUCUCGGAUCCCGCCCGGCGCUGGCUGCUCCGUGUGCUGCGGGCGCUGCGGGACGGAGCCGUGCCCGACGUCCACAUCGUGCCGGUGGGAAUCGCCUACGACGUGGCUCCCGGCAGAGUGGGGAGGGAUGGAGCGCCCCCUCAGCCCCUCGGGAUCGCCGCGUGUCUCCGGGCAGCGUUCCAGGCCCUGCGCCGGCACCGUGGCUGUGCCCGGGUGGAUUUCUGCCAGCCCUUCUCCUUACGGGAAUUUGUGGAGAGCAACCUCGUCGGGCCGAUGCUCACCAGGAAUCGGCCGGAGCAGCUGCUGCUUCCCACCAUCCUUGGCACGUGUGCUCCAGAUGUCGGGAAUGUGGGGACUUUGGGUCCUGGUGUGGGGACUGAAGAGGAGAUUUUGGUGACGGCACUGGGGCUGCACGCACUGAGCGAUUCCAGCACCAGCUCUGCCAUCAUGGCUGUGGGAAUCACCGCGGCACUGCUGCUUCACAGGCACCGGGAGGCCAUGCUGCUGCCCUGGCUGAUGCGGGAUUUCUCGUGGCUGCUGGAGCAGCUCCUGCUGCGGGGCCGGGCCGUGGGGUUCUCCGGGCAGCUGCGGGUGCUGGUGCUGCACAGCCUGCGGCAGCUGCAGCCCCCCGGGGCCAGGCUGGGGCCCCCCGAGGCCUCGGCGCGGGGGUGGCUGGGGCGGCUGGCGGGGACCAUCCGGCACCGCCUGGGCGGGGAGGCGGCGGGGGCCUGUGCCAUCCGUGCCCUGCUGCUGGAGGUGCUGCCGAUCCUGGGGACCCCCUCCAACCCCGCUGCGAUCGUGCUGAGCCGGGAGGAGCUGCUCCGCAAGAUCCUGGAGGUGCUGCUGCUGCUGCCCCCCACCCUGCUGGGGCUGCAGCCCUGCCAGCCCCCCGACCGCCACAGCCUGGACAUCCUGGACAAGCUCAUCCUUGGGGGGCUGCUGGAGGAGGAGGAGGUGGGUGUCACCCCGGGAGCCCUCCUGGGACACUGA